UUUUGCCUCUAUAUUCUCGUUGGACACUUUAUGAAAGUAUGCUAAAUGAAUCUCAUUUUAUUUGUGAAAGCAAACUUUGGUCUCAACGAGGAGAGGAUAAAUUUAAAGAAAUUCUUGCAAAGAUUGGUUUAACCCUCGCUGAAUGCCGCCAAAAUUUUGAAGUAAUCAAAAAAGAUCGCCGUUUGGAAAUUUUUAAAUUAAUAAAGGAAUAUUUAAAUAAAACAUUUGCUUCAUUCAAUACUAAUUUUGGAUUUAAUUCGACUUAUAAUGCUGUUGAUUUUGCUAGAAUUUUAACAAUUAGAUUGGAGUGGAAUCAGUCGGACAAGCCUGACAGUGAACUAAGUAGACGUUUUGAGUCAACAAACGAGAUUUUGAGAGAAUUUUUCAAGACGGGAGGACGUGAAUUACCCCCUCUAAAACAUUCCGUAGAGCUUUACAAAAUGGCUUUGAAAAGUUUAAAUGAAUUGGUUAAGAGGUCAAUAGCUCAAAAACAUGUUGUUUUAAUGUCAAGAUUUUUCCUGCUUUCGCUUUCUGAUCAGUGUUCAAUGCUCGGUCUCCUCUCUUCAAGGCAUUUUCUCUUUUUAUUUUUCCAUUCAGUAUUGCGUGCUUAUGUGUCUACGAAUCCAACCUCACGUGGAACCAAACCUUUCAUUCUUAUUUUUCCCUUGUUGGGUGAACAUUCAGGCUGGUAUUUGAUAUCCGGGUUAAUGCCUUUAGUCGAAAUAAUGGCUGAUACAAGUGGAAAAAGUGUAAUUGGAAGUGCAUUUAAACACGUCGCAAGAGAAGCAAAUAUAGAAAUUCGACAUACUUUUGAUUCAAAUGGUUUAAAUAUGGCAGCACUUCCUGUUCGAGCUGACUGGCUUAAACUUUAUAAAGAAUUAUUGAGAGCUGGCAGAGAGUUUCCCCAGUACAGCUACAAACAUUUUGCCCGUCGUCGUGUCCGUGACUAUUUUGAACACUCGAGGACUGAGAAUUUAAGUGAAAGCAGAUUGGCCGAGAUGUACGAGGAAGGAAAGAAGUCGUUGGUCAGUUUUUUUUAGAAAAUACUGAAUUUGGAUCCAUCCCAGAAGGUCAACUAAUUAUGAGUAAAGGCGUAAAGGGCAACUCCAGCGGGUUAAGGGGACUCGAGAUAAAGAUAUUUUUUGAAGGUCAUAUCCUCCCUUUUACCCUAUCCGACAAUUGCACUCGAGUUUUCCGUCGUCUGCUCCUCAAUCCCAACAAGUCCAUCUUAUCCGCUCAAAUCCAGUAAGUUG
Meloidogyne enterolobii is the source of this 1253-nucleotide messenger RNA. The record is from the annotation of a GenBank genome assembly. NCBI's taxonomy places the organism in Eukaryota, Metazoa, Nematoda, Chromadorea, Rhabditida, Meloidogynidae.